AUGGCCUCAGAUCACCAGACCCAAGCGGGCAAGCCACAGCCCCUCAACCCCAAGAUCAUCAUCUUUGAGCAGGAGAACUUCCAGGGCCACUCGCAUGAGCUCAACGGGCCCUGCCCCAACCUGAAGGAGACUGGCGUGGAGAAGGCGGGCUCCGUGCUGGUGCAGGCUGGACCCUGGGUGGGCUACGAGCAGGCCAACUGCAAAGGGGAGCAGUUUGUGUUUGAGAAGGGUGAGUACCCCCGCUGGGACUCAUGGACCAGCAGUCGGAGGACAGACUCGCUCAGCUCCCUGAGGCCCAUCAAAGUGGACAGCCAGGAGCACAAGAUCACCCUGUAUGAGAACCCCAACUUCACGGGGAAGAAGAUGGAGGUGAUAGACGAUGACGUGCCCAGCUUCCACGCCCACGGCUACCAGGAGAAGGUGUCUUCCGUGCGGGUGCAGAGUGGCACGUGGGUCGGCUACCAGUACCCCGGCUACCGCGGGCUGCAGUACCUGCUGGAGAAGGGCGAUUACAAGGACAGCGGCGACUUCGGGGCCCCCCAGCCCCAGGUGCAGUCCGUGCGCCGCAUCCGGGACAUGCAGUGGCACCAGCGGGGCGCCUUCCACCCCUCCAGCUAG
Messenger RNA from Budorcas taxicolor (takin), 618 nucleotides. It is a transcript of the gene CRYBB2, whose product is annotated as crystallin beta B2. NCBI's taxonomy places the organism in Eukaryota, Metazoa, Chordata, Mammalia, Artiodactyla, Bovidae. The transcript is spliced from 5 exons. The coding region runs from base 1 to 618 and encodes 205 amino acids. Gene Ontology annotation, biological process: lens development in camera-type eye; visual perception. Gene Ontology annotation, molecular function: structural constituent of eye lens. The record is from RefSeq and is a predicted model, not a curated record.